Messenger RNA from Labrus mixtus (cuckoo wrasse), 813 nucleotides. RefSeq lists its product as uncharacterized. The record is from RefSeq and is a predicted model, not a curated record. The transcript is spliced from 2 exons. NCBI's taxonomy places the organism in Eukaryota, Metazoa, Chordata, Actinopteri, Labriformes, Labridae. The annotation marks the transcript as partial.
AUGGCAAACAACAUCUUGGAGCCUCUGGAACAGUUCUACAGUAGCGAAGACUCUACAACAAACGAAACUAGCGACUCUACUUCAACUGGAGACACAUCUGGUGGAAGCGAAGGUUCUUCCACAACAACUGAAGGAAGUGAUUCUUCAUCUUCUACAAGCGGAAACUCUUCUUCAGAUGGAGACACAUCUGGAAGCGAAGGUUCUUCCACAACAAUUGAAGGAAGCGACUCUUCAUCUUCUACAAGUGAAGGCUCCACAGGAUUAAUUGGAAACCUCAUCAAAUCUGAUCUCUCAGAUAUCUCUAUUGAUCGUCUAUUCUCUUCUUCAAAUCGAUCCACUAGAAAUUCUGACAUUGGAUACAACGUUGAUGAUUUAGCCCUCUUAGAAGAGGUAACACAACAAGAAGGCGCCUUGACGGGAGAGACUACUGACGAAGGCAGCUCUACUUCAACUGGAGAAACAUCUGGAAGUGGAGAAAAUGCAGGAUCUGGCUCCUCCAUAAUAACUGAAGGAAGUGACUCUUCAUCAUCGACAAGUGGAGACUCUACUUCAACUGGAGACACAUCAUCGACAAGUGGAGAAAAUACAGGAUCUGGCUCCUCCAUAACAACUGAAGGAAGUGACUCUUCAUCAUCGACAAGUGGAGACUCUACUUCAACUGGAGACACAUCAUCGACAAGUGGAGACUCUACUUCAACUGGAGACACGUCUGGAAGCGAAGAAAAUGCAGGAUCUGACCCUUCUCCCACAACUACUAUCCUCUCUAGAGCAUCUCUACAAACACUUCCUCUUGUAUCUUCUCCCAAUAGCUCA